Molecule: messenger RNA, 342 nt
Organism: Sphenostylis stenocarpa
Lineage: Eukaryota; Viridiplantae; Streptophyta; Magnoliopsida; Fabales; Fabaceae
Source: the annotation of a GenBank genome assembly
AUGCAAAACCUACUUUUCGGAUUUAAGAGAAAUGGAGGAUUCAGUUGUAACAUGCAUGAACAAAAACCUAUGACUAACCAACAAAAAGGAAAAGAAAUAAACCGAGUUCUUACCCAAGUGUUUCGCAAGGAGAUUGCGAACGGUCUCCCUCGACCGCGAACGUCAGACCGAGAAUUAGUCUUACUCACAACUCAGCAGAUCAGUGGAGAACAGAGGAGGAUCAACGGCAGAGUCGCAGCGAUAGGUGGCGGAGUCAAUCGCACCAAAGUUACGGCAGCGUGCCAGAGUUAUCGCCGGAAUCGUAGUGGAUUGUGCUCAAGAUUGGCAACUUUACUUGCUUGA